Messenger RNA from Gaeumannomyces tritici R3-111a-1, 381 nucleotides. RefSeq lists its product as hypothetical. Lineage: Eukaryota; Fungi; Ascomycota; Sordariomycetes; Magnaporthales; Magnaporthaceae. The record is from RefSeq and is a predicted model, not a curated record. The transcript has 3 exons. Bases 1 to 381 code for a protein of 126 amino acids.
AUGCGCAUAAUAUCGGGGCCGAAAUUAAUUCCAUUUAUAUAUAAAACGCUUAGCAACCGAAAGGAUACGUUACGGAUAAACCAAUACUUUAAAAACCCAAACCUUGCCCCUUUCGGCUUUAACAAAAUAACGGAAACAAAGGGAAUAAAUAAAUGCCGGGCCGUUAAUAACCCAACGGUACCCAGCAAUACCGCGGUUACCAAUUCCAACCUUCUAUUUAAAAGCCGGAGCGCAAUUAGCACGGGAACCUUUCGAAACCGUACGGUUACAAUUACAAGCUUAUUUAUUACUAAGGAUUUAAUUUUAACGCAGCAUUUUACGUGCACAACCGUUUCGCUUUUAAAUUGUAAAUUGCCCGGUGCGGUUACAAUUGGGCCUUAA